Messenger RNA from Labeo rohita (rohu), 2150 nucleotides. It is a transcript of the gene pex5lb, whose product is annotated as peroxisomal biogenesis factor 5-like b. The transcript is spliced from 14 exons. Gene Ontology annotation, cellular component: peroxisomal membrane; cytosol. Gene Ontology annotation, molecular function: protein binding. Lineage: Eukaryota; Metazoa; Chordata; Actinopteri; Cypriniformes; Cyprinidae. The record is from RefSeq and is a predicted model, not a curated record. The coding region runs from base 343 to 2145 and encodes 600 amino acids. Gene Ontology annotation, biological process: protein import into peroxisome matrix, docking.
AUGAGGCGUUUCCGUGCUCAAGUGGGUUGGGACUCGAACAUUUCCACUAAGGAGUGGAAUAACCCGAGGAAAAAAGAGGAAGACAACACUGCUGUAGCCGUAUCGCGCAGUUAACCCACUACCUCAAAGCUCACGGCGUAAUAUGAACGUCAGAAACUCGGACGCACGGUCUCGUGAAAGGUCCUGUAAGAGGAAUCCUCACGUGGACGCAGCUGGAGCAUGAAAACAUCUCAGUACCCGAGACUCAGGGAUAGCUCCGCUCCUCUUUCUCCUCCUCACUGAUAAUUGACAGUAGUGGUGUACCAACACAAACGCCGGUGUUUUUUAGCACUUGGACUGAAUAUGUACCAGGGACAUUCACAGGAGAAAGACUCUAGGGCGGUUGCUAUGGUGCUGAAGGAGCUACCAAGUAAGGCAUCCUCAGAUGGAAAACCCCUGCUCACCGUGACAACCAAGCUGUGUAGUGAGCAGCAAGAGAGCCGUCCAUUACUGAGCCCUUCUAUUGAUGACUUCCAGAGUGAGAGCAAGAGUGAUGGAGCCACACGGCCAGUCACCUCCAACACAGCAGCACUAGACUUGGUGGACCUGAGUGAACCUUGUGAGAGAAGGUGGAGCUGGGACAGAUGGAGUCCCCGUGGGUCUCGUAAGAAUGGUUUCUCUAAGAGUAGCCUUCGCAAGAAGAAGACUGAAGAGACGGAGCUGAUCCAGGUGGAGACAGAGCCAUCAUCUCCCAGCCGCUCUAAUCCUGAAAGAGCCUCUUUAGAUUCAGUGAGCAGCUCACCCUUGGAGAAAUGGGAGGAGGUGAGCCUUCACCCAGACAGUGCCUUGAAUGGAGGGCGGAAGUGGAGAUAUGAGAGGAGGAGGUGCACCUCCAACCAUUCCUCUAGUGAGCUUCUGUGGUCUGCAGACUUUAAAACAGAUUUGUCUAACAGGCAUAGUGUGCUGGAGCUCAGCAUUAGCACAGAGUCAGACCCUGGGCUGGCCCCUCAGCGGCAGAGGCCCCAGCUGGGUAGUACUUUACUGGGGAGACAACACUCAUUAGAGGAGGAGUUUGUUCGAGCCAAGGCUGCUGUGGAGUCAGACACUGAGUUCUGGGAUAAAAUGCAGGCAGAGUGGGAGGAGCUUGCACGGAGGAACUGGUUGGAGGAUGCUGACAGUGAAGGCCUGGUUCCAGUCAACUUUUCAUCCACUGAGAAGGGUUAUUACUUCCAUACCAGUAACCCUUACAAAGACUACACCAAUGCCUUUGAACAGGGGCUGCAGAAAUGCAGGGAUGGGGAUCUGAACAGCGCUGUACUGCUGCUGGAGGCGGCCAUCUUACAAGACCCUCAGGACUCAGAGGCUUGGCAGGUUUUGGGUACCACACAAGCAGAGAAUGAGAAUGAGCAAGCAGCCAUUGCUUGUCUUCAGAGAUGUUUAGAGCUGCACCCAAACAAUCUAAAGGCCCUGAUGGCUCUGGCAGUGAGCCUGACUAACACAGGACAGCAGCCGGAAGCCUGUGAGGCUCUCCACCGCUGGAUCAGAUACAACCCUAGAUACAGACAUCUACUCCAGGACCGCAGCCCUCUGGACGGUUCCCCACUGCCUCACCGCAGAGGGUCCUCCAUAUCCCCCAUCUCCACUCUCGGAUGCUCUCAGCUGGUGGAAGUGUUGGAGCUGUAUCAAGAAGCAGUGCAGCAAAAUGCUGAAGGGGUGGACCCUGAUCUCCAGACAGGCCUUGGUGUGCUCUUCAACCUCAGUUCAGAGUUUGACAAAGCUGUUGACGCCUUUAAUGCUGCACUUUCUGUCCGACCUGAGGACUAUCUGCUGUGGAAUCGGCUAGGGGCCACACUGGCAAAUGGGGACCGCAGUGAGGAGGCGGUGGAGGCCUACACCAGAGCUCUUGAGCUUCAGCCAGGCUUCAUCCGUUCGAGAUACAACCUCGGCAUCAGCUGCAUCAACCUAGGGGCACAUCGGGAGGCAGUGAGCAACUUCCUGACAGCUCUGCACCAGCAAAGGAAGAGCAGAAGUCAUCAGGUGAUGUCCAGCAACAUCUGGGCAGCUCUGCGGAUUGCCCUCUCCUUCAUGAACCAGCCAGAACUUUUCCAGGCAGCCAGUGUGGGAGACCUGGACCUCCUAAUGAGGGCCUUUAACAUGGACAUGUGAUCAAA